Messenger RNA from Diachasma alloeum, 954 nucleotides. RefSeq lists its product as uncharacterized. The transcript has 4 exons. The coding region runs from base 1 to 954 and encodes 317 amino acids. NCBI's taxonomy places the organism in Eukaryota, Metazoa, Arthropoda, Insecta, Hymenoptera, Braconidae. The record is from RefSeq and is a predicted model, not a curated record.
AUGUGGAAGCAGCAGAGGUUAGUAUUGCUUCCAAAAGGGAAGAAACCACCGGACGAACCCUCAUUGUAUCAUGGCCUCUGCAUGCUUGAUACCGCUGGCAAGAUUCUCGAGCGUAUAGUCCAUCAACGAAUAGAAGCAGCAGCCGAACCGCUGCUAGCUGGAAAUCAAUAUGGUUUCAGGAAAGGUCGAUCUACGUUAGAAGCCAUCAACCUUGUCGUCGAUACUGCCAGCGAAGCGAUCGCAGGGAAAAGAUGGCUAAAUGGGAAGAAGAAGUACUGUUUAGUAGCAACGCUGGACAUAAAGAAUGCCUUUAACUCAGCCGGAUGGGACUAUGACGUGGCUGUAGUCAUCGUCGGAAAAUAUCUUGAGGAGAUAAAUUUUACCUUCGACAAGGCCUUCGAGAUAAUUCGACGCUGGAUGGACUCAGCAGGUUUAAACCUGGCGGAGCAUAAGACGGAAGCCGUGCUGAUCACUAGCAGGAAGAUAAUUGAGACUAUCACGCUGCAGCAAGCGGAGCACGUGGGUACCAAGACAUUUGGGGUCAGAUCCACUCUAGCACGCCUCAUGCCCAACAUUGGAGGUCCUAAAAAACGAAGACGAGCGCUGCUGUCGUCAGUGGUUACAUCAGUGGUUACAUAUGGUAUUUCCAUUUGGGCUGACGUACUCCAGCUGCAAGAAGCUCGCCGUAAAAUUGCACCUGUUUAUCGGCUGAGUGCUCUCAGAGUUGCGAGUGCGUAUCGGACGGUAUCUGAGGAUGCUGAGGACAGCCUGGGACGCAACGAACAACUUCGCGGCGGAAGUCGUAAAGGAGCUCAGAAACAAGGAACGCAAGAGCAAGGUUGCAGUAUAGACGAUAAAGGAAUUCCAAUAGCAAAUAUCAAAGGUUUGGCCUCUGAUAAUACUAAUGUAAUGCUGGGUGACAAGAAUUCCUUUGCAAGUAGAUUAAAAAAUUAG